Messenger RNA from Brassica napus (rape), 6009 nucleotides. Its product is annotated as pectinesterase inhibitor 2. Gene Ontology annotation, molecular function: pectinesterase inhibitor activity. The record is from RefSeq and is a predicted model, not a curated record. The coding region runs from base 16 to 468 and encodes 150 amino acids. The transcript has a single exon. Gene Ontology annotation, biological process: negative regulation of catalytic activity. NCBI's taxonomy places the organism in Eukaryota, Viridiplantae, Streptophyta, Magnoliopsida, Brassicales, Brassicaceae.
AAAAAAAAACCAAAGAUGGCAACAAAUAUGAUGAACAAGUACGUACUUGUACUGUCUUGUCUGAUCUUUUUUGUAAUGACUGGUUCCUUAAACGCAAAACCUGCAGACAUAAAAGCAAUUUGCGGGAAAGCAAAAAACCCAUCCUUCUGCACAAACUACAUGAAAUCAAACCCAAAGACAUCAGGUGCUGAUAUCAAAACGCUUGCAACGAUCACAUUAGACUCUGCACAAACAAGCGCAUCAGGAGCUAUGAACAAGAUUACACCUUUUGCCGAAAAAGAACCUAAACGCCCUUUGAGGAGUGGAUACGUCUUGUGCGUGCAGAAUUACAGGAGUACAAUCAGAUAUCUCGGUGAAGCUAAGAAGAGCCUAGCGUCAGGAGAUGUCCGAGGGCAGAACAUCAAUGUUUCAGACGCUAUGAAAUCAUCUACAUACUGUCAAGAUGAAAUGUUGAAAAGUCAAAGGUGAUCCGUCGGUUGUGAAGGACGGUGGUGAUUUUCAGAAUAUUUGUAGCAUCGUUCUUGUCAUCUCCAAGACGAUGAUGUGAUAAAAAAAAAAGGGCUACAUGAAACAGUUAUACAUGUAUGUUUUUUUUUUUUUUUUGAAUGAAUGUUAAAUUGAUUCAAAAAAAGCCUUGUUACAACUAGAGUUGCUUUAGCUUAGAAUAUACUCAAUACAACUUUGUAACUAGACAUAAUUUUUGUAGCUAUUUAUACUGUUGUAGUAAACCAAAAUUGGAGAACUCCUUCCCUCUCUUUCCCACAUUUAGUUCUCAAUAGACUGAGUUUAUUUCUUACUUCUUUAUCAACGAACUUCUUCAGACACGGCAACGGAAGUGGCUUGUCUCCAUGCCUAAUCUUAUUUCUUUCUCUCCACAAUGCAUGUACACUCGCCUGAAACGCAUAUCUGAUACAGAAUAAACUGUUCUUCUCCCGCCUUCCAGUCGAGAUCAAUUCCACAAUCUCAGACCAAAUAUUUGUAAAUUCACUUCUCAGAAUCCCUCUUACAAGAUAUUCCCAGACCUGACCAGAAUAUGAGCACUCAUAGAACAAAUGAUUCCGUGUUUCGACAGCAUUCUUACACAGCACACAAGUCUCAUCAAUAUCCUGAGACCACCUAGAUACUCUAUCCAUAGUAGAUAGUCUAUCUAAUUUAGCAAGCCAGGUUAUGAAAGAAAAUUUUGGAGAGGCUUGGGAGAACCAAAUACCUUUUGCCCAGUUACAGGUAGACUUAGUAUCUCGUAUAAGCAUCCACGUUUCCUGGGUUGAGAAUGUCGGUUUAAAAUCUGAUUUCCUCUUCCAUAAUGCAACAUCCUCAGCAUUACUUCUCAUUUUCUCCUUUACUGCCAAUAACUCUUCUUCUAUCUCAUUAAGCUCCAGUGUACGGUGCCUUCUUCUUCGUCUUGCACUAAACACUGCUUUCUCUACCGUGGCUUCACGUUUUAUCCCCAUAUCGAUGAUCCCUCUAUCUCCUAAUAUAUCAAACAGUACUCCUUUAGUAGACCAGUUAUCAUACCAGUAUGAUAUGUGUCAACCAUUCCCCACUUCCUUUCUAUAAAACGUCUUAGCCACCUCUCUCAUUUUCAACAUCUUCCUCCACAUCCAAGAGCCCAUUUGAGUUUUGACUUUCACUUGCCAAAACCUUUUCCCCUUUAAUAAAUUCUCUUUUAUCCAUCUCUCCCAUAGAGAUUUUCCCGAGACCAUCCUCCAUAUUAACUUCAACCCAUAGACCAGAUUUACAUCCUUCAGCUCUCUUAUCCCCAAACCACCUUCAUUUUUUAGACAACAGACAUCUUUCCAUGCUACUUUUGCUCAUGUUGUUUUGAGACUUGGACCAGUCCAAAGAAAAGCAGAACAGAGUUGCUCCACUUCCUUCAAGCACUUACUUGGGAGUCUAAAUACUGCCGACCAAAAGUUCACAAUACUCAUCAAGACUGGUUUUAUUAAUUGAAGUCUUCCUGCAUAUGAUAAAAACCGACACGUCCAAGUGUUGAUCUUGUUUCUAACCCUUUCAACCAACGGAAUAUAGUCUUGCCUUCUCAUUACCUGAGUCAUCAGAGGCAAGCCUAAAUAUCGAACAGGAAGGGUCCCUUCAGCAAAGGAAAAAAUCACCAGUAUUCUACUUCUUUCAGCACUAGAAACUCCCGCCAUAUAUACUGUUGAUUUCUCGAUGCUUAUACUGAAUCCCGACCAAGCAGCAAACUCAUCAAACACAGACAAUGCUCCUUCAAUUGACUCCUUAGUACCUUCCACAAUCACCAUCAAAUCAUCUGCAAAGCAGAGAUGGCUAAGAGCUAACGAUUUACAUCUUGGGUGAAAUGUAAAUUUCCUUUCUUUAGCAGCUCUAUCAAUCUUGUGGGAGAGGAUAUUCAUACAAAGUACAAACAAAUAAGGAGAGAGUGAGCAUCCUUGUCGCAAACCUCUCUUACUCUGAAAAUACUCCGCCAUCUCACCAUUAACUUGCACUGAGAAAGAUGGAGUUGUAAUACACAAUCUUAUCCAGUGGAUAAAUUUCUCAGGAACUCCUAAUGCCACUAAACUCUCCAAUACAAACCUCCAUUGAACUUAAUCAAAUGCUUUGGAGAUAUCAAUUUUCAUCAAGCAUCUUGGUGAUAUGUCCUCCUUAUGAUAGUCUUUGACUAACUCCGACGCAAGCAACACGUUCUCCAUCAACAGUCUCCCCUUAAUAAAAGCAGACUGAUUCUCAGUUACUAUGCGCGGCAAGAUCAACUUCAAUCUAUUCGCCAAUAAUUUCGAUACCACUUUAUAAAGAACAUUGCAGCAAGCUAUGGGGCGGUAAUCUCUCAUCUCCAUAGAGUCCACUUUCUUUGGAAUCAAUGCCAGAAUUGUAGAGUUUACACCUUUGGGGAGGAAACCAUACUUGAACACUGAUUGAACUGCUGCAGUGAAGUCCUCUGCUAUUACAGACCAGGUAGUUUUGAAGAAUUCACAGGGGAAGCCAUUUGGACCCGGAGACUUGUUUGAAGGCAUAGCAAAAAGCACUUCUCGGAUCUCCUCCAUUGUUACUUCUGCUUCCAACAACCUGCACUCCUCAGAAGUACAUCUGAAAUCAAUCAAAUUUCUUAACUCUUCCUCCGUUGUGCUUACAUAAGUAUCAGGGGACUGGUUUUAAAACUCAGAAAAGAAUCUCUCCGCUUCAUUCUUUAUCUCCAACUGUGUUUUGACCGUGACCCCAUUCGGAGCAUUUUGAGCAUGGUGGGUUUUGAUUGCGUUAUAGAACGUUUUGUUGUUUUGAUCACCCACAUCUAACCAGUGGAGUUUCGCCUUUUGCUUUAGAUAACCCUCCUCUAGACUCGCAAUGUGUAACCAUUUCGCAUAUGCUUCUGCCUCUUCCUGAACCGCCACUUCACUAGGGUUUGAUAAUGUUCUUUCCUGCUUCUCACAUAAUUCUUUAUAGGCCUCUACAACUCUCUUUGGUAGAUUUCCCAUCUUAUUUCUUCCAAGUUCUCUUAUAAGCGGCUUCAGAUUCUUCAGUUUCUUUGAGAAUCUGAACAUAGCAAAUGUUUCUUUGAGAAUCUGAACAUAGCAGAUGUAAAUUGAUAUAGCUUCGGAGUAGAAUCCCAAUACUCUUUUACCAUCGGUAGAAACUCUGGUAAACCUCCAAUAACAUUUACAUACUUGAACGGCUUCUUUAAUUUUUCUCUCGGAGGAAGUACUUGAACCUUACAGCGAAGAUGAUCGGAACAACCACCAGCUUCUAAUACAGAGAAUGCAUUAGAGAUAUGUAACGCCACAUCAUUUAUGAGUACUCUAUCCAGCUUAUUGCAAAUAAUACCUUCAUCCCUUUUAUUACACCAUGUGAACUUAGGUCCCUGAUAGCCCAUGUCUGUAAGGUUGCAAUGCAGAACUUUCCUCCGAAAAUCCCUCAUACCUCUCGGAAUUCUUCCCAAGUCUUCAAACCCUGAACUUCCCUCCGCUUCAAGUAUCUCGUUAAAGUCACCAAUAACAAUCCAUGCCUUGUUGUGAAACAGCAUAGAAUUUUUAUGGUGACAUAAAUCUUCCCAUAGCUCCUUUCUAUUUUCUACCAGAUUAUUCGCAUAUACAAACGUGCAAAAGAACUCAUCCUCCUCUUUCAAUCCAACAGAACAGGUGAUCAUCUGAUCUGUCUUAUAAACCGGAGACAUUCUAACAGAUUCGCUUCAAACUAACCAAAUCCUUCCACCUUGACUGUGCUCAUAAUUAGUCAUCGAAGACCAGCUACUAAACACCGAGUUUAACACCUCCGUAGACUUCCUUUCUUUCACCCUUGUUUCAAUUAUACAUCCAAACUUCAUCUCAUUAUUGUUUACCCACUAUUUUACAAUGGAAUGUUUCAAAGUUUUGUUGAAUCCGCGCACAUUCCAAAAGAAGCUUGACAUGCUAGUGUUUACGGCGAGAAGAGCUUUUACUCAUAGGAUUUACAUCCUGAGUCUUAGCCUUCUGACCUCCUCUCAACCCCUUCUUCUCCCCUGCUAUGUUCUUUACCUUCUCCUGCUGAUCCAGAAUACUAUCUUCUAACAGAUCAUCCUUUGACCUUCCUGACUGAUCACUCAUUUCAUUUUCCUCUGCCUCCAUAGCAUUCUGUUCUCCCGCUGACAUUUCACCUUCCUCCACUUCUUCCACAUCAAGCACAGAAUAUUUGGAAGCAGAUAUCUGAAUCUCCUCCAUAUUCUUCUGCAGUAUCGGCAUUUGAGACCUUCUAGUCUUAGUCGGUGAAACCAACGACCAUUCCUUAAUCUCCUGACCCAAAUAUCUACCCUCCUUUUCCUGUAUUUGAUUACUCUCUUUCUGAUCACUACUUCUCUUCUCUGUCUCCUCUAUCCCCACAAUUUCUACCUCCACCUCUUUAACACUCGUACUCUUGUUAUUCGAGGUUUGUUUAUUCCCCUUACCCUUUGUUCCACAUACUUUCUCUACAUGACCCCAUUUGUCACAUGAACUGCAUCUAGAUGGCAGCCAUGGAUAAUAGAACUUCACUAUAAACUCCUUACCCUCCUUUGUGAAAGUGAUUUCUUUUGGAAGGACCUUAGAAACAUCAACCUUCACAAAUACUUUAGCCACUUCUAGAUUCGAACAAGAUAUAGUCUCUGAAUGUAACUUCACUGGGAAUCCCACUGUGCUGGUGAUGAAACUAAGCGCCUCCCAAGAGAACAUGUGGAGUGGAACUUUCUCCAAAUAUACCCACAUUGGAAUUGCUUCAUCUUCCUUUUUCUCUUCCUCAAUUGUUGGAGUCCACUUUGAGACAAUCAUCGGCACUCCUAUUAUAUUCCACAUACCUCUUCUAAGAAUCUUUUAUCUUGCCUUCGGAUUUGGAACUUUGAAUCUCAUCGCCAUGUCAUUAACCUCAUACACCUCCACCUUUGCAGCUUCAUCACCAUAUCGCCAUAUCUUAUUUAACACCAUAUGAACUUUCCCGACAUGAGGAGCGCGAUCCAGAAAUUUUCCAAUCACAAAGUCUUCCACAAUGGUGUUGGACUCGCAAGUAUCUCAUCUGGAAUCUCAACCCUAUGCUUCCCAUCUUCAUUCGAAACCUCAACUUCAUAUUUCGUCAACCUUUUCUUAUCUUGAGCCACCGAUACCCAGCUCAGAUCUACCUUCUUCAAAUCACCACGAUCUUGGUUCCUUUCAAUCCGAUCUUACACCCCCAUCUCCUUAGUCACCUUAUCCCCCCUUUGGAUGCUCCGAUAAAUCCGGCGGCGGCGCCGACUCCGAAUCCAUCACCGUAACUCUCUUCACAGUCGUAUUCGAAAUCGCCAAAAUAAUCGCCUUACUCAGAACGCAGCGUUUUUUAAAAAAAAUUCGUUAUACAUGUAUGUUACAUAUACACAGUCAAUAAUUAACCUAUAGUUUCUUCCCUAUUUAUUUUUACAUAGCUCACCAUAUCACCAUUAAUUAUGGAUAUAAUACAAGAUAUUAAGAGACACAAAAGUACUCAAAAUCAUAAAAAAGAAAACAAGCAAACCCUCACGAUCGUUUACACACUUGGUCUGAUACAACAAAAAAAAAGAAA